AUGUUGCAGUACGAGGCGUUUUGCUCCAAUCUAACUUGCUGGAUACAAAAUAAAAAGAAAGAAUUCAAAGUCGAAGUUCUUAGCAAAGCUAAAAUUUUUGCGUAUUACUUUUAUGACAAAGUGUUUGCUGCCCUGCUGUGGUUCAGUAUAUCAAAAGGUGGAUGGCAUAAACUAACUGGAUCACAUCAUCAAGUCUGUUUAUAUGGCAGCAGUUCGUCAACGUGUUCGUUUGCGUCAGCUCUCGGAUUUUUCUCCUUAGUUGCAGCUGGAGCUUUGCUAUUGUCCGAUGCUCGACUGGAACGAAUAUCAUCCGUACCAACAAGAAAGCGUGUUGUCACUGGAGAUUUAGCAGUAUCUGGUUCGUCUAAUAAGUUUUGA
This is a messenger RNA of Cylicostephanus goldi, 378 nucleotides long. Lineage: Eukaryota; Metazoa; Nematoda; Chromadorea; Rhabditida; Strongylidae. The record is from the annotation of a GenBank genome assembly.